Molecule: messenger RNA, 1376 nt
Organism: Danaus plexippus (monarch butterfly)
Lineage: Eukaryota; Metazoa; Arthropoda; Insecta; Lepidoptera; Nymphalidae
Product: dual specificity protein phosphatase 14-like
Exons: 4
Coding region: 166-846 (226 amino acids)
Biological process (GO): protein dephosphorylation
Cellular component (GO): cytoplasm
Molecular function (GO): protein tyrosine/serine/threonine phosphatase activity
Source: RefSeq, a predicted model, not a curated record
UUCAGUGCGAGCCGGACUGCGACACGUGCGCACGCGCUCACUGCAUACAAGCGAAACGAUACGCGGAAUAUUUAAACGUUUUAUAAUAAUUUGAAAUUGAUGAAAUUUUAAUAAAAAUUUUCAUUGAACUGAAUCUAAAUAUUUUUUUAUUAUUCGUCUCAGUGAAUGGUAUUUUUUUUUUUGGCAAAAAUGAAGGUUCUAACUGCCGAAGAUAAGGUGGCGUGUGUUGGUAACGAAAAUGAACCCAGAGUUAAUGUCGAGACGAAGUUAACGAAGGAAGAAUUAAAUAGAGGAUGUCCCCUCGGAGUGUCCCGAGUUAUAGAUUCUGUGUAUAUCUGCGGGGCGCACUCCCUGCCGGGGGCGGUCAGGGAUCUUCGGCCAGGUCUGGUGGUGAACGCUGCUCCAGAACUACCACCACCUCCGGAAGACUAUGUACCGAGACACUAUGUACCGCUGCUGGAUACACCCAGCUCAGAUAUGCACCCCUACAUGGAAAGGGUCGCUGACCUUAUAAAUGAUGUGGUUAGCAACGGUGAGGUUGUGUUGGUGCACUGCGUGGCGGGGAUAUCAAGAUCCGUUACUCUGUGUCUGGCCUACCUCAUCAAAUGGCACAAGAUGACUUUGUGUGACGCCUAUCGACAUAUGAAAUUAAGAAGGCCACAAGUGAGACCGAACACAGGAUUUUUCAAACAACUCAUCAAGUACGAGGAGAGAUUGUUUGGAGAGGCGUCCGUUAAAAUGAUUUAUUGUGAGGCGAUAGACAAGGAGAUCCCCGACGUGUAUGAGCCAGACUACAGGGCCAUGACGUGGUUCAGACAACGAUAUGGACCCAUCGAAAACAGUUGAGAAAACGAAGAUAUAGAUUCAAACACGUCCACAGAUAUAACAACAGAUAUGACAACAGAUAUAACAACAGAUAUUUAUUUGAACGAAAUCAUCAUCAAUCAUCAAAACUAAAAUAGAUUGUAAUGUGAACAAACAAUUAAAAUGUUAAUAUCAAAGGAGUUAAGAAACGUGUAAGAAAAAUAUUACUAAUAUAAUAUUAUUAAGUGAGAAUAAGAAUGUACGUCAUGAUAAGACUGAAGGAAGAUGAUGAUAUGUCUGUGAGCUUAUUGAUGAAUGAGAACCCAUCAUGACUCAGUGCUCGACAUAAUAUUCUUUUGAAACUCGUGUGAAUGUUAGAAAAAACAAAAAAAAUCUUUAACUUAUACAAUAGAAAUAACAUCUCUAGGCUAACAGACGUGUAGGCAGUCUCAAUCGGUUGUUGUCAGCUUAUAUUAUAAGUUAACAUAAAAUAUAUUGUAUUGUGAUAAAUUAAUGCUAAUAUUCGGUUAGACGUAAGUUAAGGGGACCAAAUAAAUAAGUUAUAAAUUAAA